AUGAUCCUUAUCGACGGCGCCAAGUACCUGUGUCUCCUGUGUGUCCGAGGCCAUCGGCUGACGGCGUGUGUCCACCACGAAGGGCGCCCCUUGGUUAAAGUCAAGGGCAAGGGGCGCCCUGCCUACGACGCGCAAAUUGAGCUGGACCAGCGGGUGGUGGUGUUUUCUGAGCAGGCAGAAGUGGACGAAGAUGACGCUAACAUCGUUAGAGUGACUCACCAUCUGGCUAAACAGGUAUUGGAUGUCAAUACCAACCAGAUCAUUGGGCCCUACGUGGAGAAUGCGAAGACGUUCAAGCCGUUGGUGCACGCUAACCUGUUUAUCAAUACGCUGUGUGGAUGUUCUAUAACGGGCAAGGUGAAGAAGCUGUGUGGAUGCAGUCGCCAGAAGGUGAAUAAGAAACGCAUUCUUGAGAAGUACAUUACACGGAAACAGGCGGCUCAGCCUACUUUGGAGUUCCAGGCACCGAUACUCAAACAGGAUGCCCAGUUUGAUAUGGCAUCCGCUGAUACUUCAGGAACCUCGUUAACCCCAGUCACUACCCAUACCCCCUUACAAAACUCAACCAACCCGCUUAAUCUGCUACCGACGAACCAACCGCUGGAGUGGAUCGCCGUCCACCCGUGUCUGUGUGACGAUAGUUGUCAGUGUCCUGGGUGCCAGGUACACAACAUCCCCUGGCAGUUCCCCGAGCCGCCUCAACCUCAAGCGGAGCCUCAGUUUGAUCUCCCUGACCCUUACUCAGUGAUCACCACUCCUGGUUCCGAUAUCUUGGGUCCAAUGUCCGAUUCCCCUACUUGCUGCUGUCCUAACGAUGCCUGUGAUUGUACCAAUUGUGAGACCCACGGCAUCAUCAACGGGUUCAAAUUGGACGACAUUUUGGACAUGAGCUUCCCCCAGCUGCUGAUCGACCACAUCUUGGCCCAGAUCCCGCUGCCGGGUUUCGCUCCCGAGCGGCUGUGUCUGCUGCUGGGGCUGGUCCCUACGCUGUCGCCGGCACCUUCAGAGCUGUCGCCGGCCCCCACCAAGCUGAAGUCGUGCUGCCACUCCCGAUAG
Molecule: messenger RNA, 1056 nt
Organism: Diutina rugosa
Lineage: Eukaryota; Fungi; Ascomycota; Pichiomycetes; Serinales; Debaryomycetaceae
Gene: MAC1
Product: Mac1p
Exons: 1
Coding region: 1-1056 (351 amino acids)
Biological process (GO): intracellular copper ion homeostasis; positive regulation of transcription by RNA polymerase II; intracellular iron ion homeostasis
Cellular component (GO): nucleus
Molecular function (GO): copper ion binding; RNA polymerase II cis-regulatory region sequence-specific DNA binding; DNA-binding transcription factor activity, RNA polymerase II-specific
Source: RefSeq, a predicted model, not a curated record